Trichosurus vulpecula (common brushtail) is the source of this 3528-nucleotide messenger RNA. It is a transcript of the gene NLRP1, whose product is annotated as NLR family pyrin domain containing 1. Bases 1 to 3528 code for a protein of 1175 amino acids. NCBI's taxonomy places the organism in Eukaryota, Metazoa, Chordata, Mammalia, Diprotodontia, Phalangeridae. The transcript is spliced from 13 exons. Gene Ontology annotation, biological process: regulation of inflammatory response; regulation of apoptotic process; innate immune response. Gene Ontology annotation, cellular component: cytoplasm. The record is from RefSeq and is a predicted model, not a curated record.
AUGGCAGUGAAUACCAGACAGAGACUAGUCCAGUACUUAGGGGAGCUGAAGAAAGAGGAGCUGAAGACGUUUAAGCUGCUGUUGCAAAAUUAUCUUCUAGGAAAAGAAUUUUUAAAAGAAAAACAUCAGAACCGGCUAGACAAAGCUGGUCACACUAAAGUGGCCUCCAUUAUGGUCAAUCUCUUUGAUGAGCAGAGAGUAUGGGAUGUUGUGAUCAGAAUCUGGGAGAAGAUGGGAUUGAAGGAGAUGUGUGAAAAAGCAAAGGCUGAGGAUCCUCUGAUAGGUAACAGAAGAAAAUAUAUAAACAGAAUGAGAGAGAAAUUCAGCCUCACUUGGGAUGGUAGCUCUUGUCUCAAAAACCUUAGAGACUUACACAAGGAAUUCAUAUCCCUUCUGCUUCUGUGUAAAUCCAGAGAAGCUGAGAAUAUAUCCAUGGGAAAUAGAUAUAACUCAGUCAUGACAAAGCAAGCACACAUAAUUGACAUGCCAGCAUUAUUUGGGCCUGAUAAGAGGAAACAUGGUCCACAGACUGUUGUGCUACAUGGUACUUCUGGAAUUGGCAAAACAAUACUGACCAGAAAGAUAAUGCUAGACUGGGCAGAGGGAGACCUCUUUCAGGACAGGUUUCAGAAUGUUUUUUAUCUGAACUGCAGAACACUAAACCUUAUGUUAGAGAUGAGUUUAACUGAUCUGAUUUUCAAAGAUUGGCCAGACCCCCAAGCCAUAGAGCUAAUUAUGUCCAAGCCAAAAGCACUCCUUUUUAUUAUUGAUGGUUUUGAUGAACUGAAGUGGCCCUUUGAGGAACCUAAAUCUGAACUAUGUCAACACUGGAAGGAGAAGCAUCCAGUGUCUAUACUCCUGGGCAGUUUACUAAGGAAAACAAUGUUUCCCAAGUCAUCCUUACUGAUCACUACACAGCCCUCAGCUAUGGGGAGGCUCAAGGCCUUAGUAGAAAAUCCACAUUGUGUAGAGAUCCUGGGAUUCACUGAAGCUAAUAUUGAAAUGUAUAUCUCUAAGUUUUUCCGAAAUGAAGCUAAGGUGCUAAAAGCCCUCAGUGUGAUAAAAACAAAUGACACUCUGUUGAAUAUGUGUUCUGUCCCCCUGGAGUGUUGGAUUUUCUGCACUUGCCUGAACCAGCAGAUAGAAAGAGGAGAAGAACCCAUGUCGAUUCCCCAAACCACCACAGCUCUCUACCUGUCUUAUCUUUCUUUUGGAUUAUCUAAUGAUGGGAGCUAUCCAAGUCAGCACCAUGACACCCGACUGAGAGGCCUGUGUUCUUUGGCUGCAGAGAAAUUCUGGGAUGGGAAGCUCACAUUUGACGGAGAUGACCUCAAACGACAUGGGUUAGAUGCAUCUGAUGACUCUGCUUUCCUGGGCAUGUACAUUCUUGAGAAAAAGAAUGACUAUAAAAACUGCUACAAUUUCAUUCACAGGAGAUUCCUGGAAUUUUUUGCUGCCAUGUUUUAUGUACUGGAGGAAGAGAAGGAAAGAAGAGAUGACUCUGUCUUUGCUGUGAGGGGUAUGAAAGAGCUACUGGAACAGUACAGAGAUUCUGGCACAGAGGUUUUCAUAGUGCGCUUCCUUUUUGGCCUACUGAAUGAAGAGACUGUGAGAGAGCUGAAGAGGAAUUUCACUUGCCCAAUGUCAGAAAGAGUGAAGGCAGAAUUACUACAAUGGAUGAUUGUACAAAGCAAUAUACAGAGGACUAUGAAUCCUCUCCUGCCCCAAGAUCCUUUGGAAAUGUUUCACUGUUUAUAUGAGAUUCAGAAUGAGGCAUUGGUUAAGAAGGCAAUGGAAUAUUUCCCAAGAAUAAGGUUAUCUCUUCACACACAAAAGGAUGUUCUUGUCUCUAUAUUCUGCAUUAAGUUAUGCUACAGUGUGGAGAGAAUGUGGCUGCAUGUCAGUCAAACUUUGGCUCUGAUGUACAGUUCUCCUCUCAUCCUCAGUCGAUGGCAGGAGCUUAUCUCCAUACUUAGCAACAAGCAGAGCCUGAAGGAAUUGCAGCUAAGUGGCAGUUUCCUGGAUGACAGAUCAAUGAAGAUAUUUUAUAAAGAGCUAAGACACCCCAACUGUAAACUGCAGACACUGAGGCUCCAUAUGGCUGAAUUAAGCGAAGACAUGAAAAAAGAGUUUGAGGCCCUGCUGAAGAUAAAGCCUUCCAUGGAAAUUCUAGAGACUACUCCUGAUAUUGACGUGAAAGAAAAGGAAUGUCAUAAUUCCUCACAGGAGCAUCCGAGUUCCAGGCCGGGGGAAAUAGCCCCAGGAACAAAACCAGAAGUGACUUCCUCUUUAUCCCCUUUUGACCGUUUAAAAGAUGAGCAGUUAGAUCUGGAGAGGUGCCACAAUAAAUUCUUGGGACCAAACGGACCAGUAAAGCUUGAAUUGAUAGACAAGAACAGAAACAUAUACAGAGUUCAUUUCCCCAUGGCCGGCUUCUACCACUGGCCUGACACUGGACUUGGUUUUUCUGUGAGAAGUGAGGUGACUGUUGACAUUGAAUUUGGUUCCUGGAAUCAGCAUCUGGAUUGGACUCAGAAGCAAAGCUGGAUGAUUGCUGGCCCUCUAUUUCAUAUCACAGUUGAUCCUGAAGUUGUGACUUCUGUGCAUCUCCCUCAUUUUGUGUCCCUCCAAGGAGGAAAUUUUGAUGUCUCCUUGUUCAAAAUUGCCCACUUUAAAGAGGAGGGUAUGGUCCUAGAGAAUCCAACGAGAGUGGAGUCAUCCCAUGCCAUCCUGGAAAACCCUAGCUUCUCUUCCAUGGGAAUUCUGCUGAGAAUUAUGCAUACUACCUUUAAAUUCAUUCCCAUUUAUUCCACUACUCUGAUAUACUGCCAUCUUGGGGCUGAAGACAUCACACUCCACCUGUAUCUGAUCCCCAGUGACUGUACAAUAAAGAAGGCUAUAGACGAAGAAGAAGCAAAGUUCCACUUUUUACGCUUGCAUAAGCCAUCUCCAGUAACCCCACUUUACAUUGGCUCUCGUUUCUUAGUAUCUGGAUCAAAACACUUGGAAAUAAUGCCUGCAGAACUAGAACUCUGCUACCAGAGUGCUGGGGAGUGUCAGUUUUUCUCUGAGAUUUAUUCCAGCAACCUGAAGGAGAAAAUCAGUUUGGAUCUGAGACACCUAAAUGGGACCCUGGUGUGGGAAACACUGGUGAGAUCAGGAGAUCUUGGACUUGCUCGUGCCCCAGUCUCUUCAGCUCCCACAGGACGUCACUUUGUGGACCAACACAGGGAUCAGAUAAUUUCUCGGGUAACAUCAGUGGACGUGAUCCUCGACAAACUUUACAGCCAGUUCCUCAGUAAUGAGGAGUAUGAGCACAUACGGGCAGAGAAAACUAACCCCGAUAAAAUGAGACGACUGUUUAGUUUUAGCAUAUCUUGGGACAGGAACUACAGAGACCAUUUGUAUGAGGUCCUAAAAGAGACACAUCCUCACCUAAUUAAUGAAAUACAGAAUACUGAAAAGGCAUCAGUGAAAAAGCCACUGGGGGCUAAUGACAUUGCCACUUCUCCUUAUAAGCUAAAUUAG